Ylistrum balloti is the source of this 1957-nucleotide messenger RNA. RefSeq names its product methionyl-tRNA formyltransferase, mitochondrial-like. Gene Ontology annotation, biological process: biosynthetic process; conversion of methionyl-tRNA to N-formyl-methionyl-tRNA. Gene Ontology annotation, cellular component: mitochondrion. The coding region runs from base 30 to 1595 and encodes 521 amino acids. The transcript is spliced from 10 exons. The record is from RefSeq and is a predicted model, not a curated record. Gene Ontology annotation, molecular function: methionyl-tRNA formyltransferase activity. Lineage: Eukaryota; Metazoa; Mollusca; Bivalvia; Pectinida; Pectinidae.
GAAACUUCCAGGUUACCAGAGCUGGUACGAUGUCUAUUUCUUUGACAAACAUGACCAUCGUCAGAUCUCUUUAUCAAUGUUUGAGAGGUCAAGAACUGAAACAAAUUUCUCCAAUUUUUCUAUGCAGAAGACUCAACUGUGUAUCUCUGUCUAACCAUCCAUAUCAACCAAAUGCUUUAACGAAAGUGCAACAUUGCAAUUACAACCAAACAUUUAAAUCAUAUUCAAAUAAUUUGCAACAAAUUUCUGUCUUACAAAGACAUAAUUUAACAUGGAAAGUGAGCUCCAGACAAUCAUCAGUGCUGACUUUAAGUAAACAGUGUUGUGGAAGAAGAUCACAACUCAAGCGGUCAUCGUUUUUAUUUUCCUUAUCUGCUGUUCGUACCUGUGCCAAUGUGAAACUGUCAAGAUUAUCUCAUAAAAUGACUUUAUUUCCGACCUGUUUAACACUAAGACAAUCAUUCCAACUCCGACCCCCAUGGUGGAUACUUCAGACUUCCUCUUUUUCUACAUCUGUGUGUUGUGCUAAUAUAAAAGAAUUCAGCAAUGUAAGAAUGCAGCCACCUUGGCGAGUGCUAUUUUUUGGAUCAGAUCGAUUUUCCUUGCCAGCCCUAAAGGCUUUACAUGAAAACAUGCUACAGACUGAGUCAGAGUUCAAGGUUGUUGAGAACUUAGAAGUUGUUUGUACAGCUUCAAUGACGCCUGUGAAGAAAUAUAGCAAGGAAAUGGGACUUUGUAUUCACGAGUGGCCAAUCAAAGUUGAAAAGGGGAUGUUUGAUGUUAGUGUACUCUCAUCCUUUGGAAAAAUGAUUCCAGGAAGAGUAAUAAAUGCCUUCCCAUAUGGGAUUAUUAACAUUCACCCAAGUUUAUUACCUCGCUGGAGAGGAGCAACUCCGAUCCCUCACACAAUUCUCAGUGGCGACACUCUGACAGGAAUUACGUUGAUGAAGCUACGUGCAAAACAUUUUGACACUGGCCCUGUACUGCUACAGAAGUCACUUCCUGUCCCAGAGGGCAGCACUACCCUUCAACUUUGUGAUUUGCUAGCUGUCCACGGAGUCAAAUUGAUGUUAGCAGCACUUUGUGAUUUACCUUCACUUGAAAGACAGGAAAUAGAACAGCCUUCUGAUGGUAUAACAUACGCUCCAAAGAUAAGUAAAGGGAUGGAAGUAGUGGACUGGGAAAAUUCUACUAUGUGUGAGAUAGAUCGUCAAUACCGAGCCAUCCAUGAAUUAAUGCCCCUGACGAGCAGCUACAGUGGUUACAGAGUGAAGCUCUAUGAUAUGGUUCCAGUUAAUACUAUACCAGAUGAAGUGAUCGAACCCCUGGUCCGGAGGCUGUACAAUGUCUCCAGCUCUGCAGCAAUACCCCCAGGGCGGACGUAUCACCUGAAACAACAGCAUUGUAUACUUAUCAAAUGCAAGGAUGGAUGGGUUGGAUUCCACAGACUGUUUGUGAACACAAUGUUAACAGCUGCAGCAUUCUACAAUGGAUACUUGUCCAGACCAGGAAGUGUAAACAACUAUUUUGAAAGUCACUCAAGUACAUUGAAAAUAGAUACAGAUAACAGUGUUCCAACAGCUGUCCAUAAUUAGUGUCAAAAUCUUCUCCUAGAAUUUAGAAAGCUAUGAGAUUUCGAAUAAAAGUCGAAUUAUAUCAUGGGAGAUCAGUAAUUCAAUUCUAACUUCAAGUUAUAAAAUGACAUUUGAUUGGUAAAUGUGUGUAACUUGUGACAGUGUAACCAUGAUAUGGAGCUGAAAAUUUCUCAUGCAUAUCUUGUCCAGAUGUCAUUUUUGUAAAUGAUGUCACUGACAGUAAUUUUAUCUGAAACGUCAUAAGAUGAUAUCAGAAACAGUAGUGUUACCCUGAAAAUUCGCCUGAUCUUUAAUUUUACUGUUGUCAUGAAUCUUGAGCAAAUAAACUUUUUUGAAAAAAUGUGCACAAGAAUGGCACUGAA